Messenger RNA from Phyllostomus discolor (pale spear-nosed bat), 661 nucleotides. RefSeq names its product small proline rich protein 4 (gene SPRR4). The record is from RefSeq and is a predicted model, not a curated record. Bases 9 to 257 code for a protein of 82 amino acids. Lineage: Eukaryota; Metazoa; Chordata; Mammalia; Chiroptera; Phyllostomidae. The transcript has a single exon.
CUGCAGCAAUGUCUUCCCAGCAGCAGCAGCAGCAGCAGCAGCAGCAGCAGCAACAGCUAUCCCAGAAGAUCCAGCAACAGCAGAUGAAACAGCCCUGUCAGCCACCACCUGUCAAAUGUCAAGAGACGUGUGCACCCCAAACCAAGGAUCCAUGUGCUCCCCAGACCAAGAAGCAAUAUCCACCCAAGGGCACCUCUGUCCCUGCCCAGCAGACAUGCCCCUUGGCCCAGCAAACCCCCAAGAGUAAACAGAAGUGAAGAUCAACUGGAAUACAACCUGCUUGCCACCCAGACUACCAGAUGGAUCCUUCCUUCUUCCACCUCCUCCUACUCAGGGUCCAGCAAAGCACUAUCAGAAGUUCUUCCCACUGAGACCCUACUCACACACAUCACCUUUGCCUCCAAGUCUUUCAUACCCUACCCUGACUCUCUCCUAAGUGGACAUGAGGAGGCCUCAUUCUUUCCAACCUUCAGCUUGACCACAGCUAUGCUGUAUCCAUGUCCCAAAGCAAGAAAUGUAUCUGGGUUUCUUCUAGGAUUCCACCCCGGCUAGUAGGGACACCAAAGGCUGAUGCACAGCUCCUGCCUCAUUUCCUUCCCCAGUUCCCCCUCCCUCAGUUUCUGUCUUAUUUCCUCCCCUAAUAAAUCUGUGCUUCAUGUCA